GCGCCCAACGGACCAAGCUGGGGCCGGGAGGUAACUGUUGCAGCCCGCGGGAGCUGGGAGGCGACACCGAGUCUCCAGUCCCGAGAGGUGCCGGAGGGAAGAGGAGGAAGGCAGCCGUCGCGGGCCGGGAGAGAAGUCCCUUCCGCGCCUGUCUUCAGCAGCAUGUCGCGGACUCCGCCGCUCCUCAGUCCGCGCGGCGGAGACCCCGGGCGGCGGUGGUGCCGGGCGCAGCCCUGACGUGCCGGGAACGCUCGAAACGCUGGGGCACUAGAGGGGUCCGCACGGGGGCGUGCUCAAGCCCCGCGGUUACCACCCUCCCCCCUCAUUCCCCGGCCCGGGCCAUGAAGAGGGACGAGCGAGACGUUAAAGCCAUGAGGUCCCCCCAGGCGCCGGACGGGGUCGGCUCGCCCCCCGAGAGUGUGCGGAAUGGCUACGUGAAGAGCUGUGUGAGCCCCUUGCGGCAGGACCCUCCGCGCGGCUUCUUCUUCCACCUCUGCCGCCUCUGCAACGUGGAGCCGCCGUCGCCCUCCCGCCCGCAGCCGCGGCGCGGCUCCCCCUCCGCCGGGGCGCGCCUCUCGCUGGGCGCCCUGGCCGCCUUUGUCCUCGCGUUGCUGCUGCUGCUGCUGCUGCUGCUGGGCGCGGGGCCCGAGAGCUGGGCGUCCGGGGUCGCCGGGCUGCGCACGCUGCUGAGCGUGUGCUCGUACAGCCUUAGUCCCCUCUUCAGCAUCGCCUGUGCCUUCUUCUUCCUCACCUGCUUCCUGACCCGGACCCAGCGGGGGUCCAGUCCCGGUCCCGGCCCCGGCCCCGGCCCUGGCCCGGGCGGCGGCUCCUGGUGGCUGCUGGCGCUGCCCGCUUGCUGUUACCUGGGGGACUUGUUGGCGUGGCCAUGCUGGGCUUGGCCGUGGGGGACCGCGGCCCCGCACCCCAUCCCGGCCCCGGCGCCCGCGAGCAGGCUGGUCCUGGUGCUGAGCUGCGUGGGUCUGCUGACAUUCGCGCGCCCCGGGACGCUCCGGCACCGCAUCGUGGUGCUGCCCUUCGCCAGCUGCGUCUGGUGGGUGUCCUUCGCCAGCCUCGGGGCGCUACCCGCCUUCCUGCGGCCGCUGCUGUCCUGCCUGGUCGGGGCCACCGGCUGCCUGCUGGCCCUGGGCUUGGAUCACUUCUUUCACAUCAGGGAAGCCUCGCCGCAUCCCCGCUGUUGGGCCAGUGGCGCGGAAGACAAAGUGCCUGUGAUCCGACCCCGCAGGAGGUCCAGCUGCGUGUCGCUGGGAGAGACCGCGGCUGCCUCCCAUGGUGGCAGUGGCAAAGUAUUCCGGAGACCCUCGCUGCCCUGCAUCUCCAGGGAGCAGAUGAUUCUUUGGGAUUGGGAUUUAAAGCAGUGGUACAAACCUCAUUACCAGAAUUCUGGAGGUGGAAAUGGAGUUGAUCUUUCAGUGCUAAAUGAGGCUCGCAAUAUGGUGUCAGAUCUUCUGAUUGACCCAAGCCUUCCCCCACAAGUCAUUUCUUCCCUACGGAGUAUCAGUAGCUUGAUGGGUGCUUUCUCAGGUUCCUGUAGGCCGAAGAUUAAUCCUCUUACACCAUUUCCUGGAUUUUACCCCUGCUCUGAAAUAGAGGAUCCAGCUGAGAAAGGAGAUCGAAAACUUCCCAAGGGACUAAGUAGUAGGAAUAGUUUGCCAACUCCACAGUUGAGGAGGAGCUCAGGAACUUCAGGAUUGCUACCUACUGAACAGUCUUCAAGGUGGGAACGCAGUAAUGGCAGAAGGCCUCACCAAGAAUUUGGGAUUCCAAGUCAAGGAUACUAUCUAAAUGGGCCUUUUAGUUCAAAUCUCCUGGCAAUGCCGAAGCAAAGGUCAUCAUCUAUAUCACUGUCUCACCAUGUAGGUCUCAGAAGAGCUGGUGCUUUAUCCAGCCUGAGUCCUGUGAAUUCUCCCAGCCAUGGGCCACUGUCUCCUGGCUCUCUAACUAAUCGGUCACCCGUAGAAUUUCCUGAUACUGCUGAUUUUCUUACUAAGCCAAGUGUUGUUUUACAUAGAUCUCUGGGAAAUGCACCCAGUACACCAGAUUUUUAUCAGUACCUUAGAAAUUCUGAUAGCAAUCUGUGUAACAGCUGUGGACGUCAAAUACUAAAAUACAUUUCAACAUGUGAAUCUGAUGGUACAGACCACCACGGUGGAAAAUCAGGUGAGGAAGACAGCACCAUUUUCUCAAAAGAAUCAUUCAACCUUAUGGAAACUCAACCAGAAGAGGAAGCAGAGAACAGAGUCUGCAGAAAAUUACCUUUGGAAGGUGAUAAUCACCUAACAGAAGAGGCACAGCAACCAAAUAUUGGACAGGAAGCAUUACUGGACCUUAUGUUAGUAGAAGAUUAUGACUCAUUAAUAGAAAAGAUGAGCAACUGGAAUUUUCAAAUUUUUGAGCUUGUAGAAAAAAUGGGAGCAAAAUCAGGAAGGAUUCUCAGUCAGGUUAUGUAUACCUUAUUUCAAGACACUGGUUUAUUGGAAAUAUUUAAAAUCCCCACUCAAGAAUUUAUGAACUAUUUUCAUGCAUUAGAAAAUGGCUAUCGAGACAUUCCAUAUCACAAUCGUAUACAUGCCACAGAUGUCCUACAUGCAGUUUGGUAUCUGACAACACGGCCAAUUCCAGGCUUACAACAGAUCCACAAUGAUCAUGAAACAGGAAAUGAAACAGAUUCUGAUGUUAGACUUACUCCUGGGCAAAUUGCUUAUAUUUCUUCGAAGAGCUGCUCUAUCCCAGAUGAGAGUUAUGGCUGCCUGUCUUCAAACAUUCCAGCAUUAGAAUUGAUGGCUUUGUAUGUGGCAGCUGCCAUGCAUGAUUAUGAUCACCCAGGGAGGACUAAUGCAUUUCUAGUGGCUACAAAUGCACCUCAGGCAGUUUUGUACAAUGACAGAUCUGUUCUGGAAAAUCAUCAUGCUGCAUCAGCUUGGAAUCUGUAUCUUUCUCGCUCAGAAUACAACUUUCUUCUUAAUCUUGAUCAUGUGGAAUUCAAGCGUUUUCGUUUUUUAGUCAUUGAAGCAAUCCUUGCCACAGAUCUUAAAAAGCAUUUUGAUUUCCUUGCUGAAUUUAAUGCCAAGGCCAAUGAUGUAAAUAGUAAUGGCAUAGAAUGGAAUAAUGAAAAUGAUCGCCUCUUAGUCUGCCAAGUGUGCAUCAAAUUAGCAGACAUAAAUGGCCCAGCAAAAGUUCGGGACUUGCAUUUGAAAUGGACAGAAGGGAUCGUCAAUGAAUUUUAUGAACAGGGAGAUGAAGAAGCAAAUCUUGGCCUACCAAUCAGUCCCUUUAUGGAUCGUUCUUCUCCUCAACUAGCAAAACUCCAAGAAUCUUUUAUCACCCACAUUGUGGGUCCCCUGUGUAACUCCUACGAUGCUGCUGGUUUGCUGCCGGGUCAGUGGCUAGAAGCGGAAGAGGAUGAUGAUACUGAAAGUGGUGAUGAUGAAGAUGGUGAAGAAUUAGAUACAGAUCAUGAAGAAAUGGAAGACAAUCUAAAUCCUAAACCACAAAGAAGGAAAGGCAGACGGCGAAUAUUUUGUCAGCUAAUGCACCACCUCACUGAAAACCACAAGAUAUGGAAGGAAAUCAUAGAGGAAGAAGAAAAAUGUAAAGCCGAGGGGAAUAAACUGCAGGUGGAGAAUACCUCCUUACCUCAAGCAGAUGAGAUUCAGGUCAUUGAAGAAGCAGAUGAAGAGGAAGAGCGACAGUUUGAAUAAAAGAACAAUGAUACUAAAGAAGCCUGGAGGGCUGUGCCCAGAGCCAGAAAUCAUUACCUAAAGUUCACUGUGCUGACUUUCAACUGACCAUUCGCCACAUGGACAGGCCUUAAUACUGUGAGAGGAUCCUUGCCUUGUUGGCAGUUUCCCACUCCUAAGCACUUUCACACACGAACUAGAAAAGUAUUCUCAGAUUUAGGCUUCAGUUGACCCAUGUUGCAAAGCCCUUCCUCAAAGCCUUCACGGUGUAUAAAUAUUUUGUCAUAAUGCUGCUUUGCAGGCUAAAUGAGCUCUUAUUUUUCAGUGGGGUGGAGGGGGCUGUAACUAAAAUCUCAAGUGACUUACUUCAGUUUCCAGAGUGGCCAGAACAUUCUGCUUUUAUGAAGACAAGAUUCAUAAUUGUAUUUCC
Castor canadensis (American beaver) is the source of this 4128-nucleotide messenger RNA. It is a transcript of the gene Pde3b, whose product is annotated as phosphodiesterase 3B. Gene Ontology annotation, molecular function: 3',5'-cyclic-nucleotide phosphodiesterase activity. The record is from RefSeq and is a predicted model, not a curated record. Lineage: Eukaryota; Metazoa; Chordata; Mammalia; Rodentia; Castoridae. Gene Ontology annotation, biological process: signal transduction.